AUGAAUCUGUCCCGCUCCACAGAGAUUCUAGUAAGGGUGAAGUCUUGGGCAGAUGCCUUCAGUGGGGAGCUGUACUCUAUUGUGACUAAGUAUUCAGGCUCUCUCCUGUUGCAGAAGAAGUACAAAGAUGUGGAGCCAACUCUGAAGAUCAAAGAGGUGGAUGGCCUGGAGCUGGUGAAGAAGUUCUCAGAGCAGAUGGAAAGCAUGCUCCGCAGGAAGGUCGAAGCUGUUGAGAGGUUGGUGGAAGCAGCAGAAGAAGCAGAUCUGAACCAUGAAUACAACUCCUCACUCGAGUUUGAUUACUACAACUCUCUCCUGAUUAAUGAGAAGGAUGAAAAUGACAAUUAUGUGGAGCUUGGAGAUGAAUUCAUUUUGGAGCCAAACGAGCAUUUCAAUAACCUACUAGUGAACACAACAUACAGUGAUAUCCAGCUCCCCACCAAUGUCUACAACAAAGACCCUGACAUCCUGAAUGGCGUUUACAUGUCAGAAGCCUUGAAUCCUAUUUUUGUGGACAAUUUUGAAAGGGAUCCCACGCUGACCUGGCAGUACUUUGGCAGCUCCACUGGGUUCUUCAGGCUCUACCCAGGAAUAAAGUGGUUACCAGAUGAGAAUGGAGUUAUCUCCUUUGACUGCAGGAAUCGUGGCUGGUACAUCCAAGCGGCCACCUCUCCCAAGGACAUUGUCAUUGUUGUGGACGUCAGUGGGAGCAUGAAGGGUCUACGGAUGACAAUUGCCAAACACACCAUCACCACCAUUUUAGAUACUCUGGGAGAAAAUGACUUUGUCAACAUCAUUGCAUACAAUGAUUAUGUUCAUUUUAUUGAACCCUGUUUUAAGGGUAUCCUGGUCCAAGCAGACAGAGAUAACAGAGAGCAUUUCAAGCAGCUGGUGGACGAACUGCAGGCAAAAGGAGUGGGGACUGUGAACAAGGCCUUGACAGAGUCUUUCAAAAUUCUGAGAGAGUUCAGAGAUGCCGGUCAAGGAGGCUUGUGUAACCAAGCUAUCAUGCUGAUCACAGACGGAGCCGUGGAGGAUUAUGAAGCUGUGUUUGAAAAAUACAACUGGCCAGAUCGGAAGGUCCGGGUUUUCACUUACCUCAUUGGACGGGAGGUCACUUUUGCCCCCAGUGUGAAAUGGAUAGCCUGCAACAACAAAGGCUACUACACUCAGAUCUCCACGCUGGCGGACGUCCAGGAGAAUGUAAUGGAGUACCUGCAUGUGCUCAGCCGUCCUAUGGUCAUCAACCACGACCAUGACAUUAUUUGGACUGAAGCCUACAUGGACAGUGCGCUCUUUGCAUCUCAGGCUCAAAGUCUGUUGCUCAUGACAACAGUGGCUAUGCCAGUCUUCAGCAAAAAGAACGAGACGAGAUCUCAUGGCAUCCUCCUGGGUGUGGUGGGCUCUGAUGUACCACUGAGGGAGUUGUUAAAGCUUGCUCCAAGGUAUAAGCUGGGUGUCCAUGGAUACGCCUUUCUGAACACCAACAACGGCUACAUCCUUUCACACCCAGACCUCCGUCCCUUGUAUAAAGAAGGAAAGAAACUGAAGCCUAAGCCAAACUACAACAGCGUAGAUCUCUCAGAAGUGGAAUGGGAAGACCAAGAUGAAAUACUGAGAACUGCCAUGAUCAACGGGGAAACAGGCUACCUCUCUAUGGAUGUGAAGGUUCCAGUGGAUAAAGGCAAACGAGUUCUCUUCCUCACCAAUGAUUAUUUCUUCACGGACAUCAGUGACACACCCUUCAGCCUGGGUGUUGUACUGUCCAGGGGACACGGGGAGUACAUUCUGCUGGGGAACACUUCAGUGGAAGAAGGCUUGCACGACCUGCUCCAGCCAGACUUGUCUUUAGCGAACGAAUGGAUUUACUGCAUCACCGACAUCGAUCCAGCCCACCGGAAGCUCAGCCAGCUGGAGGCUGUGAUCCGUUUCCUCACCGGAGAGGAACCUGACCUUGAAUGUGAUGAGGAGCUGGUCCAGGAAGUGCUGUUUGACGCAGUGGUCACUGCACCCAUGGAGGCCUACUGGACAGCACUAGCCCUCAAUAUGUCCUUGGAGUCUGAGGCAGGUGUUGAGAUGGCAUUUCUGGGCACUCGGGCUGGACUCAUGAGGAGUGCCCUAUACGUGGGCUCUGAGAAAAUUUCCAACAGGAAAUUCCUGACGGGGAAGGACAAGGAAAGCAUCUUCACCAUGGACCACUUCCCCCUGUGGUACCGCCGGGCAGCCGAGCACCCCCCGGGCAGCUUCGUCUACAGCGUUGCCUCGGAAGACGAUUCAGAGGGAGGUGGCCUACCGAAAGUGGUGACAGUGAGCACAGCUGUGGCUGUGGCUGUGGAUGGGAAGAUGGGCAUUGCUGCAGCGGUGGGUGUGCAGAUUAAGCUGGAGUUGCUCCAACGCAAGUUUUGGAUGGCCACGCAACAGUGCAGUGCCUUGGACGGUGCCUGUCCACUAAGCUGUCAGGAUGACAUUCUGAAUUGCUUCCUCAUUGAUAACAAUGGCUUUAUACUCAUUUCCAAAAGACCUGCAGAGACUGGAAAAUUUUUUGGUGCAGUGGAUGGCUCCGUAAUGACCCAGCUGCUAAACACGGGCAUGUUCAGGCGGGUGACCAUGUAUGAUUAUCAAGCCAUGUGCAAAGUACCCUACCACCACCACAGCGGUGCCCGGCCUCUGCUCAGCCCAAUUUAUGCCUUUCUAGCUGCAGUGAAAUGGCUGAUAAGUGAUUUCCUCAUCUUCCUUUUGGAGUUUAACAUGAGUAGCUUCUGGCACUCAGACAACUUGGCAGAUGCCAAGGCUGUCUUCCAUCACUCUCACAAGCACAAGAAGCACGAUACCUUGCAGCCCUGCGACACCGAGUACCCCGUCUUCGUGUACGAGCCGGCCAUCGAGGAGACCAACGGGCUGAUCGAGUGCGGAGACUGUCAAAAGAUGUUCGUGGCGCAGCGGGUCGCCAGCAGUAACCUCCUGCUCCUCGUCACAGACGCCGCCUGCGACUGCAGCGUCUUCCCACCCGUGCUGCUGGAUGCGAAGGAGGUGAAAUAUAUCCUUCACGCGCAGCGGGGACGCAUGGCUCCGCGGGCCCUUUCCUCUGCGUGUUAG
Opisthocomus hoazin is the source of this 3096-nucleotide messenger RNA. The record is from RefSeq and is a predicted model, not a curated record. NCBI's taxonomy places the organism in Eukaryota, Metazoa, Chordata, Aves, Opisthocomiformes, Opisthocomidae.